Trichoderma virens Gv29-8 is the source of this 348-nucleotide messenger RNA. RefSeq lists its product as uncharacterized. The coding region runs from base 1 to 348 and encodes 115 amino acids. The record is from RefSeq and is a predicted model, not a curated record. Lineage: Eukaryota; Fungi; Ascomycota; Sordariomycetes; Hypocreales; Hypocreaceae. The transcript has 3 exons.
AUGCAGAUGCAGAUGCAGAGGGUCGGGCGUGCGGCAACAAAGAGGCCGGAACAAGCGUCGAGUCCCCCUCGCAGCGAAUCAGACCAGCGGCAGAAGCUGGGCUGGGCUGAAUUGCGCCGCCGGCAGACGCAGCGCCCCUGUCUCUUGUUCGCCUCGAAGCUGCGAUUUGCAGUACAAGAUGAGUACCUGCGUCGGGACAUGACAGAUGUACCUCCAAACAGCAGGCAUGCGGAAGAACUCAAAACACCAGACAGCAAGGGAAUCCAUAACAAACAAGCUGCCGACACGCAAGGCCCCAGCCGGGACAUCCCUACCGCUCUCGAUGGAAGUAGUACAAGUGCAGGCUAG